Molecule: messenger RNA, 2505 nt
Organism: Candida albicans SC5314
Lineage: Eukaryota; Fungi; Ascomycota; Pichiomycetes; Serinales; Debaryomycetaceae
Gene: CTA7
Product: Cta7p
Exons: 1
Coding region: 1-2505 (834 amino acids)
Biological process (GO): DNA-templated transcription; positive regulation of transcription by RNA polymerase II
Cellular component (GO): nucleus
Molecular function (GO): zinc ion binding; DNA-binding transcription factor activity, RNA polymerase II-specific; sequence-specific DNA binding
Source: RefSeq, a predicted model, not a curated record
AUGGGUACAGCAAGAGAACAUCUCCAUGCACAAUAUCAACCGUCUCCACCAGGACCAAUCCCAUCCCAUUUAACUUCUUCGUUUGGAGGCACUGCUCACCAUACUCAGCCUCAAGGUCCACCACCAUCAACCCAGUAUGGAUAUUCUCAACCAAUACAACAAUUACAUCCAAUUCAGCAAUACCCAGUUCUUAACCAAGCCUCGUCACAGCCACAACCACAACCACAACCACAACCACAAGCAUCAUCACCAUCACCCAUACCGGCGGUAACACAUUCACCAGUUACAACAAGUACCACUCACACACCUGACCAAAAUGGUGCUUCAAAACAACGUAUGAGGGUUGUUAAAGCCUGUGACCGUUGUCGUAGCCACAAAAUCAAAUGUUCAGGAGAGUGUCCCUGUGCCACUUGUUUAAAACAGGCAAAAGAGUGCACUUUUAGUAACAAGGUAUUUCAAAAAAGAACAAAAGGUAUUGAAUUACCAGAACCAAAACGUGCCAAAUAUGCUGAACCAUUUGGAUUACCCGAAGUUAAAAAAGACGACCAACAGGAAUACAUUAAUCAUUUGGAAAAUAGAGUACAUUAUCUUGAAAGUUUAUUAACAAAUACCUCAACAGACACUUUCAAAACUCCACUUUCAAAUGAACCCGAAAGUGAAUUUGUCACUGAAACAUUGUUUUGUACCAGUUCAAAAUGGAGAUUUUCCAGACGGCAUCAAAAUUUACUUAUUGCUGAAUUAUGCCGAUCAAUGUAUUCUAAUUUAUCUGAAGAACUGAAACAGUUAGUUACUCUUCCCCGAUACCAAUAUUUUGGUUGGAACAUGUCUGGUGUUAAAUAUGUUUCAAGUGAAGAGUUACCUCCUUUGCCUGAUCUUGGUGCUAAACUUGAUUCCAAAUUUUUAACUCAAUAUUAUUUUGAAGAGAUCAACCCGUUGUUUGCUAUUCUUCAUGAAACUGUGUUCAAAGAGCAAAUUGUGGCAUAUGAAAAGGUACUUAGAGAUCAAAUAAUGUUGCAUAAAGACGAUCAUGAUUCAAAAGGUAAUCAAACAAGAUUAUUUAGUGCCAUGCUUUAUCUUGUUUAUGCCUUAGCAAUAAGGUUUAGUGAAAUUCUGAAACCGAAAAACCCUAGUAUUGAAAUGUUACAACUCGAAGAAAAACUUUUCAAAUACGGUUAUAAAGUCAUCUCCAUACUUAGUUUUGAAUGGGAAUCAUUUGAAUUGAUACAAGGUUGGUUGUUGAUUACACUUUAUCUAAGAGUGACACAUAGACAAACAUCAUGUUCUCAUGCAUUGGGACAAGCUAUGGAUAUGGUUAAAUCUAUGGGUCUUGGAUUUGCCCAUGACAACGCCAAAUUUUAUUCAUCGACAGCUUAUGAACGAUUAAAGGCAAAGAGAAUAUUUUGGUGUGUAUUUACUUUUGAUCGUGUAUUUGGGUUGCAGACGGGACGGUAUUGUGGUAUUAGAGAUGAAGAUUUUAAUAAUGAAUUCCCUAGUUAUGAUUUUAAACAUGAAACAGAAAAAGAUGAUUGGUUGACUUUGCCGGCAUUGGGAUUAAUCCACAUUGCACGAGUCUCUAAUUUUGUUCAUACUGCAGCUACAGAUAAUCCUCAUUUAAUCAAAUAUCAACAAGUUAACGCAGAAUUGGUCAAAUUGCACGAGUGGUUUAAUGCAAAUGGGUUCCGAAACGACUUGUUUUUUAACAAAAAGAAUGAUUCCAGUUCGUUGGUCAAAGCACAAGUGAAAUUGCAUUAUUAUGAUUUGGUCCUUUGUAUUCAUAGCAAGAUUUUAUUUAAUUAUAUUGGGAGAAGAAUUGCAAGUCAUGGAUUAAAAGUUGAAAUGGUGAUUGAUGCUUGUAAUGGAGUUAUUGAAGUUUUAGACAAAACCAACAAGGCAGGAUUAUUGUACACCCCAUGGUAUUCUGUUUUACUUUUGUUGUUUAAUGUUGGGGUCAAUGCUAUCACGUUGAUUAAUGGUGGUGCUUUUGUUGAACAAGCUCGUGAGGUUUUGAAAAAUGCCAUGCGAUUAUUGACCAUACUACGUAAAUCCCCCAUUAGAAACGAACAGAAUAAGUUGGUGUUCAGAGAGAGAUUUAAAAUGGUCAGAGAAUGUAUAUGGGCAUUGAAAAUGGCUAAUAGGAUUUUGACAUUGAGAUUACAAGAAGAUAUUGGUGUUUUGAAUAGCAUUGGAGUUGAUCAUGGUUCGUCUGAUGUUAAUAAACAAACUUUCACUCAAUUAGGUAUUGCUUCAGAAUCCGUCGAAGGAAAAUCAACACAACCAAAAACAAAUGAAUUUAAUCAAGUGUUUGAAAAACAUUUACAUAGAAGCAGCGAGAUUCGUCAACUGAUUACAAAUGAUGUUGAUUCUCCAGUUAGUGUCAAUUCUGAUUCAACAUCAAAUGUACAAUCUAUUGAGCCAGUUGAUACUUAUAGUUCAGCGGAAAUUGACAAUUUACUUGGAAAUAUCCAAUGGUUUGAUCAAUGGACAGACUUCAACAUUGAUUUUUAG